CAGGGGACGAAACGACAGCGUUUCACACUUACGGAGUUAUUGUAGUCGCUUUUGGAACAAAUCUCUCUCCGUCUUCAGACCAAAACGAAGGCUUUCUGCAGAUUUCAACCGCAGCCAUGGCGAUGCAAGCUGGAAUGGGGUUUUCCAAGAUCAUAAUCUUAGUCGGAGCAGGGUACACUGGUACGUUGAUGCUGAAAAAUGGUAAACUUUCUGAUGUACUGGGCGAACUUCAGGCUUUGGUGAAAGGAUAUGAAGAAAAGCAGGGGGGUGGAGCUGAAAUUGAUCAUUCGGAUGCAAUUGCUGCCCAGGUUCGUCGAUUAGCAAUGGAAGUUAGACAGAUGGCUUCGUCAAGGCAGAUCACUGUUCUGAAUGGUGGUUCUAGUGGUAAUGUAACAUCUUUAGUGGUACCAGUUGCUACCUUGGGAGCUGUGGGUUAUGGAUACAUGUGGUGGAAGGGUUUUUCAUUCUCAGAUCUCAUGUAUGUGACAAAGCAAAAUAUGGCAACUGCUGUCUCAAACUUGACAAAACAUCUGGAACAAGUGUCAGAUGCCCUUGCUGCAGCCAAGAAACACUUGACACAGAGGAUCGAGAACUUGGAUGGAAAACUGGAUCAGCAAGUGGAAAUAUCAAAGUUGAUUAAAAGUGAGGUGACUGAUGUCCGUGAUGAUCUUUCCCAAAUAGGCUACGACUUGGAUUCACUAAAUAGAAUGGUUUCUGGUCUGAAUGGCAAGAUAAUGACAUUGGAAGAGAAGCAGGAUCUGACUAACCUUGGAGUGUGGUACCUCUGCAACAAGGCUGAUGGAAAUAAGAUCUCUGGCAAGGCACAGGAACAAUUCCGACUUGCUGGUAAAUCCUUUGCUGGUUAUCUCACGUCUGGGGGAAUGCUAAAUCUUGAGGGCGUGAAGGAAAUUGCCGACACUUUAGACUCAGAUGAUGGUUCCUUGGGGUCGGACAAACAACCAAGAAGGCUGACCAGGAAAAAUACGGUCAAAUUCAGUUCUUGAACGGAACAAAGAGGAUAUAGUGAAGAUUACGAAAGAUACAAGUCGUAUACACAACGUGCAUGAUACUUAUAUAUUCUUUAUGCCCAAUAAGCGAAAGCGUUGGAAUGUAGUUUAAUCAUUUCGUGGGUGGUAUAUAUGUAUAUACCUUGAAAGAUGCAUAAAGCUACGAUUUGUCGCUGCGUGUUGUAGUGAUGUUUUUAUCUAUGGUGAACGUAUGUAUGCAUUUGGAGUUGAUCAUACCCAUGAAGACAUUGUAAAUUGUUUUUCGAUGCACAAAUUUUGCGU
This is a messenger RNA of Cynara cardunculus var. scolymus (artichoke), 1289 nucleotides long. RefSeq lists its product as uncharacterized. NCBI's taxonomy places the organism in Eukaryota, Viridiplantae, Streptophyta, Magnoliopsida, Asterales, Asteraceae. Bases 117 to 1004 code for a protein of 295 amino acids. The transcript has 13 exons. The record is from RefSeq and is a predicted model, not a curated record.